Kluyveromyces marxianus DMKU3-1042 is the source of this 588-nucleotide messenger RNA. RefSeq names its product Tvp23p (gene TVP23). The record is from RefSeq and is a predicted model, not a curated record. The transcript has a single exon. Gene Ontology annotation, cellular component: Golgi membrane. Gene Ontology annotation, biological process: vesicle-mediated transport; protein secretion. Bases 1 to 588 code for a protein of 195 amino acids. NCBI's taxonomy places the organism in Eukaryota, Fungi, Ascomycota, Saccharomycetes, Saccharomycetales, Saccharomycetaceae.
AUGGAGUCGAUACAGAAUUUCUACCAAACAAUUUUGGCAUCUUCUCAUCCAUUGAUUCUAUCGGUUCAUCUAUUGGGAAAAGCAGUUCCGAUUGUACUAUACCUGCUAGGAUCAUGGUUUCUCAGCACGACUGUACAAUUUAUACUUGUCAUUCUAGCACUUGCGGCUGAUUUCUACUUCACCAAGAAUAUAAACGGGAGAAAACUUAUCCAGGAAAGAUGGUGGUACGAUGUAACAGGCGAAGACACUUCUACUUUUAGAUUUGAGUCAUAUAAGGAAUAUCCCGAUGUCCAGGCUCCACCAAUCAACCCUAUCGAUUCAAGGCUGUUUUGGUUAGCACUAUAUCUCGCUCCCGUUAUAUGGGUUGUGUUUGGGUUUGUGUGUCUCAUCAAGUUCCAAUUCGUUUAUUUAAUACUUGUUAUAUUUGCUGGCGGACUUAGUAUAUGGAAUGCAUAUGCAUAUCGUUUGUGUGAUGGAUGGGAACCUGGUAAAACAUCUGAGGCGCCAUUGUUCCAACUUCCAAUGCUUCCCUCAUUUGCUAACCUCGAUAGGGUUUCAAGGUUACAAUCUUUCUUCACAAGAACUUGA